CGGUUUCCAAAACCCUAAUCAAUAACGGAUAGCUUAAACCCUACCCGGAAAUUGAAUCCCCGCCGCGCCGAUGAUCAAUUCAUCAUCGACCCAAUUUCUAAUCGUUUCAUAUUUCCCCUCCAAAAUUUCAGCGGAAGAUGUUUUUGAGAUGUCGAAAUCUCAAAAAAGUUUCCAGCUUUUUGCCCCAUAUUUCCUCAGGCUAUCAUUGUCACCAUCAAUGUAGGCAAGCAAUCAACUUAGUAGCUUCCUCUUUGAUUUCUUUGCACCCUGUAUAUGAUGAAAUCAACAGAGGGUUUUCAGAGAGAUUUUGUCUUCCUGUCUCUUUCAGGUACUCUACAAUUUCUCUGGACCCUCGUGCUGAAACUAACGUGGUGUCCUUCAUUGAACACGCUGUUGAUCAGCUUCAAGGUCCUCAUCAUUGCUGGGUAAAUAGAGAUGAGGGAAACAAUAACAAUGUCAAGAAGGGUGGUGCUUUUUUAGUUCUUGUUGGAAGAUUUCAUGAUAAUUCUGAGAUAGCAGGAUGUGACCCAGUUACAUUUGAAAAAGUAAAGUCACUACAGCAGAGGUUUCCCCAGCUUCAUGUUAUGGGUUUUCAGGGUUGCAGUUCAGUUUGCUCUUCUAACCGAACUCAACUCCUUCAGUUGAUAAUGAAGGAAUAUAUCACUUUUCCCAUUUUAUUUUCAAAUAAAAACUUCUCUGAGAUGGCAAAUGGGACACAAUAUAUCUUGUUUAAAGAUUUUAAGAACCCUGUUGUUUAUGAUGACAAGGAUGCUGAUCUUGGAACAAUUUGCAAAGCCAUUGAGGAGAUAAGUGUGGGAAGCAAUGAGAAUUCUUCUAUGAAUGAUAAGUUCAAAAGCACUUGGUCAAAACAAGCAGACAUCAUUAAGGGACCACAUUUUUGUUCUUCUCUGCAGAACUUACUUCUUUAUUUCCCAGGAUGUAUUUCUGCAGAUGAAAGUGGGAAUCGCUUGUUCCUUUCUGACAGCAAUCAUCACCGGAUAAUCAUACUCAAUAGCAAUGGAAGGAUUCUGGACUGUAUUGGUUCUUGCCCAGGUUUUGAGGAUGGAGAAUUUGAAUCUUGCAAGUUGUCUCGUCCUGCUGCCUCUUUUUAUGAUGCUGAUGAGGAUCACCUAUAUAUUGUAGACUCAGAGAACCAUGCCAUCAGGAGAGCUGAUUUGGAGGCACGGGUUUUAGAAACAGUUUAUCCAACAUCUAGCGUCAAGAAAAAUAAUAGUUUAUGGACCUGGAUUGUGAAUAAAUUUGGUUUUCAAAGUGAUGCCAAAUCAAAGGCUGAGAAAUUUGACUUGCAAGUACAGUCAUUAAUGUUUCCUUGGCAUCUUAUGAAGUCAGAUGAGGAAAAUUUCUUAGUCAUCAAUCGUAGCUUUGAAACACUAUGGAUAUUAGAUCUUGGAUCAGGAGAGAUACAGGAAGUUGCCAAAGGAUUUUCAAAGAUUUUGGACAUAUGUGGAGACUUGAUCCUGGACAAAUUAUCUCUCUUGAAACAGAUGCCACAUGAUUUUCUGAAACAGCAAACAGAUGCUUAUUGUUCACUGGAAGGGCUCAUAUCAUGCAUUACAACCUGUCAGAAUUACAUAAUCAUGUGUGACAUGGUUGGACAGGGUGUUCUAAAACUAAGUAAAGAAUCAAGAAUCUGUUCAAACAUCCAGUGUUCAAACUUUGGGAUCCUUGGAUUACCCUACUGGUUGUCCUUCCCUCUGGAAAGAUUUUAUGCUGAUGCUGCUGGACUCCCAGGAGGACAAACUGAUCAUCUCCAAUGCUUCAGUUUGUUGCCAGGAAGGGUUGACAUACGGUUGUACGUAGACAUCCCUCCAGACACUGAAGUUGUAGAAUCGUUGCAAGAAAGUUGUAUCUGGCUACAGGCAAGAGGGGCUGCUAAUGAAGUCUCAGGCGUGGAACAUGCAGCAGGAUCCUCAGAGAAGGUUGGUGUUGCCCAACAGUGGUAUGAUGAAUUGGACAAUCUAGCCUUUUCAACACCUGAAUCAGAGUUGAAUGUUGAGGAUGAAGAUACUACUUCAGACAUGAAAACUCAAGAUCAUAGAAUAUGCAUUGAUUGUGCGGUUAAUACCAGUCCUGGGACAAGUGAGGUAAUUGUUUAUGCAGCAUUAUAUUUGAGACUUAAAAGAAAUCCAGAUUCACAGGAAGAUAAUCCAGAGAAAUAUGCUGCAAGGAUAGCAGAUAUAUUAACUGGGAGAAAUGAAGGGAUGAGGAGAGAUUCAUGCUUUCAGUUCUUGUCAAAAUCAAAGAGAGAUCUGAGAGACCUCAUCUUCUUGAAACCUCUGCAUGUUAGAAUAAAGUUUGAGUCUCCGGAUCACCCAAAAGCCGAUCAUUCGAAAAGCGUCAUCUUGACAGACUCCUCUGUCGACGUUAAUGUGUCUCUUAAUGCAUGACUGGUUAUACACAAACUCCAAAUCUGGUGAUACUGUAAUCUUGUACUGUUGUAUUUAUAUCUCUCUCAUUCUUUUAAAUCAAGCAAUAAGCAAUAG
This is a messenger RNA of Rubroshorea leprosula, 2504 nucleotides long. Lineage: Eukaryota; Viridiplantae; Streptophyta; Magnoliopsida; Malvales; Dipterocarpaceae. The record is from the annotation of a GenBank genome assembly.